AUGCACGCGUUCUAUGUUUUUAGCUCUUUAAUCUCUCUUCUGCUAUUUGUUGAUGCGUUACCUCAUAAACGAUCUACCCCGAUUAAAAUUCCAUUGAAGAAGUCAAUCACGAAUGAGAUAGUAUUGGACGAGGUAGACGGAGGUUUAGACAUCGAAUAUUACGGACCAAUCACUAUCGGCAAUCAAAAUUUUAAAGUAAAAUUCGAUACGGGAUCUGCUGAUCUUUGGGUUCCAUCUGUAGAUUGUGUUAAAGUUGCAUGUUAUAACAAAACUAGAUAUAAUAAAGAUAAGGAUCCAACAUUCAAAGCUCUUAACAACAAUUUCUAUGUCGAAUAUGCGUCAGGAUUUGCAUCGGGAAAGUCGGGGCAGUCAGAUUUUUCCAUUGCGGGCCUUCAGGUGAAAGGCCAAAGUUUCGGAUUAGUCGAUGAACUUUCUGAAAAUAGGAAAAAUAAACCAUAUGACGGUUUAAUGGGAAUGGCAUAUGAUAAUUUAAGUGAUAACAAGCAAAAAACACCAAUAACUUUACUUGCAGAACAAGGUCUAAUUGAUCCGAUAUUCGCCUUCAAGCUUGGAAGAGAUGCAGAUAAAACGGCGAGCGAAUUAACGAUCGGUGGGUGGGAUUCCAUGUUCAAUAAUAAGAUUUAUUGGACAAAUGUAGUGACGAGUAAAAGCAAGGGUUAUUAUUAUUGGGAAAUUCCCCUCGAUGAUAGCUUUGUCAAUGGUAAAUCGUUAGGAUUAGGCUUUCAAAAUCGUACUGUAAUUGUUGAUACCGGAACCACAAUUAUAUUCGUUCCGCCACAAGACGCCAAAGAAAUUUACAAAGGCAUUCAUGGUACUAACGGCACGUUCUUUUUUCCUUGCCAUAACGCGCCUAAAGUUAGCCUGAAAUUCGGAGGAAAAACUUGGGAUAUUGAUAUCAGAGAUCUGGUAACUUCAGUCGGUAACGGAUAUUGCAUUGGAAAUAUUCGGGAAGAUCCCACAUCAAUAACUCAAUGGACGCUUGGUGAUACCUUCUUAAAGAAUGUAUAUAGCGUGUUUGAUCAAAGUACUAAUCGCGUUGGAUUCGCAUCUUUGAUUUAA
This is a messenger RNA of Ambispora leptoticha, 1080 nucleotides long. The record is from the annotation of a GenBank genome assembly. Lineage: Eukaryota; Fungi; Glomeromycota; Glomeromycetes; Archaeosporales; Ambisporaceae.